AUGGAGGGCUCCGCGUCGCCGCCGCCGCCCGCCUACUCGGACCUCAAGCUGGCCAAGAGCAGCAGCGGCAGCGCCGAAUUCCAGCCCCACGGAGACGAGGAGACCCCGGGAGUGGAGGAGGGCGACAUCCGCCGCGCGCCCAAGAACUACCUUUGGCUCAGCAUCUUCUCCUGUUUCUGCCCUUCCUACCCCAUCAACAUCGUGGCCUUCGUCUUCUCAGUGAUGGCCUUAAACAGUUACACUCAAGGAGACAUAGACGGGUCAAAAAGACUGGGCCACACUGCGCUUCUGGUGGCCGUCGCGGCUAUUCUGAUAGGCCUUCUAAUGAUCGGGAUCCUUUGUAUAGUGCAUUUCACUACGCACGCCUUCUGAAAUACAAGACUUCGACGCGAAGGGUUUCCAUCUUCAAACCUCUGGGAAAGGCCCAGGGGAUCUCUGGUGAGGAAGAAGAAG
This is a messenger RNA of Elgaria multicarinata webbii, 453 nucleotides long. It is a transcript of the gene TMEM233, whose product is annotated as transmembrane protein 233. Lineage: Eukaryota; Metazoa; Chordata; Lepidosauria; Squamata; Anguidae. The transcript has 3 exons. The record is from RefSeq and is a predicted model, not a curated record. The coding region runs from base 1 to 372 and encodes 123 amino acids. Gene Ontology annotation, cellular component: membrane.